GUCAAUCAUCAUAUCCGAAAGUAAAUAAAAAACAACAUAUUAUUCAAAGCCUUUAUGGAUCAAUAAUAAAGCCAAAAGGCAAUUUAAAGUAAGUUUCUUUCCGGUACAUCUGUUAAUAUUUGUCAUUUAAUCUCGAAGCUUUCUAGUGGAAAUUUGUAGCGAUUAUUAGAACAAGAAAAUGAUGAUUUAUUGUUAGCAAAACGAGUAUUCAAAUAUGAUUCAAAUACAGUAGGAGGUAGUGCGCACGCAAGGCCCGCAGCUGUUUUCGGUCUUAAAAUGUCUUUAUUUUAGUAGUCCUACGUUGCAAAAUGUUAAGUUAAUGUGGGAUUUCGAUAUCAAAAUUAUUUGGUAAUAAUGGCCCCGAAAUACGCGCGUUCUGGAACUCUGAGAGAUUUAAAUUACGAGGAAUACAGUGUGGUGGUUGGGUCGAGGUAAAUGUUCGGAAGACUGACCUGCUCAUACGGGUGGUGAUAGAUGGAGGACAACACUGACAAUAACGGGGCGAAAUCACGGGCACGUUCAAAUUCAGCGAGAGUGUUAGUGUUUGAAGAACCAAAAGCCUACAUUGAACAAAAACAAAGGGGUAACGUUAUACCAUUAUCUGCCCCAGAAUCUGGAUGUAUUCAAAAACGACCACCUUCAGAUUUGCAAAAUGUAUCUUCAAACUUGGUCAAAUUCCGGAAUUCUACUCUUGGAAAGUCUGCACCUUCCCUCUCUGUAAGUAUGAAAGAUAUUAAUACCAGCCGGCGAAACAGUCGCAUCCAUCGGCUGAGUCUUAUUGCUAAUACGUCGCCCAUUUUACCAAGAUCUCAUUCGCCAAUAUGUGGAAGUCCGAUAGAUAGUCCAAGAACUCAACAAAGUUUUAUCAAUUUUUCAUUUGCUCCGAUCAAGAGGAUCGUUGCUGGGUACCGAGGCGAUGGUAGAAGAUGGUCUGUUGCUUCUUUGCCAUCUUCUGGCUAUGGAACCACUCCAGGAAGUUCAACCAUGUCAUCAAAGUGUUCUAGUCAAGAAAGGCUUCAUCAGUUACCACAUAUCCCUACUUCAGACGACAUCAGAAUGUUAACCCAUCAUUUUUCUAGCAAUGAGAGUAAUCCUUCUUUACCAGGCAGUUAUGAUGACACUUCUAUUACUCACAAAUCACCUUUGCAUAGACCUAGAUCAAGAAGUCUCAGUAGUCCCAGCAGAUCACCAGUAAUAGACAACGAAAUUUGUAUGAUGAAUGUUUUGUAUAAAGAACGGUUUCCAAAAGCAACCCAGCAAAUGGAAGAGAGAUUAACAAACUUUAUUGAAGAAAAUAAGGUAUUUGAUUUCGGAGAAGAUUGUGAUUAUUUGCCUAUAGUGAGAUUUGUCCACCAUCAAGUGCUUGAAAUGGCUAGAGAUUGCUUGCAUAAGUCCCAACAUCGCCUGAUUACCAGUCGGUAUUUUUAUGAAAUGUCAGAAACUUUGGAAAGAUUACUAACAGAAACGAAAGAGAAAUCUGAAGAAGCUGCUAAUAUGGUGACAGGCUUUAUUAAAAAACUUCUUUUAAUAAUAUCUCGCCCAGCUAGACUUUUGGAAUGUCUGGAGUUUGAUCCAGAAGAAUUUUAUCACUUUCUUGAAGCAGCUGAGGGUCAAGUGAAAGGUGUACAAGGCAUAAAAGCUGACAUACCUCAAUACAUUAUUCAGAAGUUGGGUUUAAACCGCGACCCAAUAGCUGAACUUCAGCAAGAACUAAAAGAUUGCACUUGGUCUAAUAAUUCCUCAAGAUCUUCUCUUUGCUUAACAUCCACUCCCACAAAGAAAAAUCUAAAUAAUCCAAACGAACAAGACUUUGAAGUGGUCAAACUUAUUUCUAAUGGUGCUUAUGGGGCCGUGUACUUAGUUAAGCACAAACAAACAAGACAAAGGUUUGCAAUGAAGAAAAUAAAUAAGAAUAAUCUUAUGUUGAGGAAUCAAGUCGAACAGGUGUUUGCUGAAAGGGAUAUUCUUAGUUUUGCUGAUAAUCCUUUUGUGGUCAGCAUGUACUGUAGCUUUGAAACCAAGAAACAUUUAUGCUUGGUUAUGGAAUAUGUCGAGGGAGGAGAUUGUGCCAGCUUAUUAAAAAAUAUUGGUCCUUUGCCACCAGAUAUGGCAAGAUUUUACUUUGCAGAAACUGUUCUGGCUGUUGAAUAUCUGCAUUCCUAUGGAAUUGUCCACAGAGAUCUUAAGCCUGACAACCUCCUUAUCACUGCCUUGGGACACAUAAAACUUACAGAUUUUGGUCUCAGUAAAAUGGGCCUUAUGUCGUUGGCAACAAAUCUUUAUGAAGGAUACAUAGAUACUGAAGCGCAUCAGUUCUCAGACAAGCAUGUCUUUGGUACGCCCGAGUAUAUUGCCCCAGAGGUGAUUUUAAGACAAGGCUAUGGAAAACCUGUAGAUUGGUGGUCCAUGGGUAUUAUCCUGUACGAAUUUUUAAUUGGCUGUGUGCCGUUUUUUGGGGACACUCCUGAAGAACUAUUUGCUCAUACGGUUCAAGAUGACAUUGAAUGGCCUGAAAAUGAAGAUUGGUCAAUACAGGAGGAGGCAAAGGAUCUUAUAACAGUUCUUUUACAGCAUUCCCCUAGAGAUAGACUUGGUACUGGAGGGGCACAGGAAGUGAAGGAGCAUAUCUACUUCCAGGGAUUGGAUUGGAACUCACUGUUGAGACAAAAAGCUGAGUUUGUGCCUCAGCUUGAACAUGAUGAAGACACGAGUUACUUUGACAGUCGCAUGGAUAGGUAUAAUCAUGAGGUGGAAGACGACACUGACGAUACAGACGAUUCUCCUGUGUUUGGGUUAUUCUCUUCUUGUUCCCCGCAGUACAGAAGGACUCACGGUUCGAAACUGAGUCUUAGUUCCGAUGCCGGCGCAAAAACCAGUUCGUUGGCGAGCAACGAAUUGCCGGUGGUGGAAACUACCAAGAUUAGACCUAGGGCUUCGAUUACCCUCGCUCUACCAGCGCCGGAAAAAGAUUUAAAAGUAUCGCAAAAAUCAGCCGAUUCGAGAAAGAUAUCACUGGACCUUUCUCUGUGCGCCAUUACCACGCCUGAAUCUUCACAAACCGACAGUGAUGAUGUGUCACCGCAAAUUCAGCGACGCAGAAAAGUGGCUCACGGGCGAGACAUCCUGCCGAAAUUCUCCAUAUCGGUCGAAGACGAGGCGAGCAGCCUGGAAGCAGGAACAUCUUCCUCAGAGACCCGGGAAUUGUCUCCCUUGGGAAGAGUCCAGUUGCCGACGCCUCAGCCGUCCAAGCACAAGUCCAGGUCCGUGGUGAAGAGCGCCUCCGCUUCAGGGUUAUCAUUAAUGAUACCUUCAGACGAUUUCCAAGCACCGCCCUGCAACAUUCAUUCGCCCAGUGGCGGCGGCGGUUCCAGCACAGCCAGCUCAAGAGACACCUCGCCCUGUCGUGAGUUAUCUCCCUUGGUUACCAGCUUGAAACCGCCUAUAAUCAUCAGGAGAGGACCGAAAGGGUUUGGAUUUACUGUGCACACCAUCAGAGUGUAUUAUGGAGAUACAGAUAUCUACACCAUGCAUCAUUUAGUAAUGGCGGUAGACGAAGGAAGUCCAGCGUUCGAAGCGGGACUAAGGCCCGCCGAUUUGAUCACUCACAUCAACGGAGAAGCCGUGCAGGGUCUGUACCACACUCAGGUAUUGCAGCUACUGUUGGGUGGCGCCGAGCACGUCAGUUUGCGCGCCACACCUUUAGAACAAACGUCUAUCAAGACCGGAGGCAGAAAAAGGGAGCCUGGGCAGAGUAAAUUGGCCAAGAGGAGCUUGAACAGGCAGAAGAAACAGAAAAGGGACAGCGACAAGCGGAGAAAGACUUCGUUGUUCCGGAGGAUCAGUUCGAAGAGAGCCAGCGUGGAAAUGCAACAGAUCGCGGCUAAUAUUCAGUCUCCUGUAAGCGUGACACCGAGCAGGAGCUUCCAGUCAUUUCCUCGUAGCGAGAGUAACUUCGCCUCGACCAACAUACGACCUGUGGGCGCGAACAGGACCAGCCUUUCACCGUCGGACUCUUUCGGCCAGCAUUCCACUAACUCCUCUCCAGUUACGACAGCCUCGGGCACCCCCUCACCCACCACCGCUCCCAACGGAAGAAACAGUUGUCCCAAAGCCCUCCACGCUAGCGGGCCCUCCUGUCCUUCGGCAGUCGUUCCCAAUCGAAGGAAAUCCGUCGGCCACAUACCUCUUUCCCCGUUGGCGCGCACCCCCUCCCCAUCUCCGCUCCCCGCAUCGCCAACCAGGUCCCCGAGCCCUCUGGCCUUCCCUAUAGGCCACCAGCCUGGUAGUUCCAAUACCACACAGUCCUACAGCCCCAGCGCGGCACGGCAGCCCAUUACUGUGUCCUCGCAGUCGAAGAAAGGCUUCGCCAGGCCCAAGGGAGGCGAGCCAGGUUCGCCUCUGCUCAGGAGAGCCCUGUCCCCCGACCGGCUGCACCCUCGGAGUGCCGAAACCAAGUGUUCCAUAUCUCCGUUGUGUUCAUCCGGGACGGCCACGCCAGCGGUCAAGAGUCAGGCUAGAACUGUGAUCACGCCUUCGGUAUGGAGGCCUAGCGCUCCGCUGGACAAGGACAAAGAGUCUGAAGUCGACAGCUCGCAGUCUUGUGACUCAGCUUCGACGUCAGAAAAUCGUCUGUCCUUAACACUCUCUGGACCAGGAGAAAUUCUGCCCAGAAUAGCCGAAGAGAAAGACUCUCCAACAAACGGUCAAGAGGUAAAAAGUAAAAGUCAGGAACCACCGGCUGUAAAAGAUCAAGCAGACCGUAUUCCCGAUAAAAAUCAGGGACCCUCUAGCGAUAGUAACGAACCCAAGACAAAAGUAGAUAAAGCACAAACAGCGAAAAAUCAAAAAUGUGAUACUAGAUCCGCCGAAAUUAAAACUAAUUCUAUAUUGAAUGCGACUGACGAAAGUUCAAAGAAAGUUGAACCAGCAAAAAAAGUCGAAUGUGAUAAGGCGUUAGCUCUAGCGAAAAGUGCUGGCGACGCCGAAAAAAACAAAGAUUUACAGAGAAUCGAAUAUAAGGAUAAGAAGUUGUCCUGCAAAGCGCAACAGAAAGACAAGGAUAAGGCGGACACUGGUCAGCAGAGCAGCGACGUUUCUAGGGCUAAAACCGAUGCCAAACAAAAGGACAAGUCUCUUACGAAAGGAGAUGAAAAAGAAAGUAAACCGUCUAAAUCUCUCAGAAAGUAGUUUGGUGUUAACGUUGAGAUCAUCUCAUAUUUGUUUUGUGUCGUGAUUAAAUAAAAAAAUACAUGUGCUCCUUAGGCGACUAUGUUAUUGUUAUGUGCCGUCUACAUUUUCUGUUUGUUUUAAGAAUUUUUUUAAGGUUUUUUUCGGUUAGAGAAAGACUGAAUUUUGGUUUAGUUCAAAAUGUAUUUUCAGUACUUUCCUCCCCUUGCCCCAUUCCUCGUUUAUUUUUCAAUUAACCCGACGUUUUGCUUUUGCUAAUAUUUUAGCCCACCCGCUUCCUCCAGAUUAUUUCUUUGAAUAUGCAAAAUUGCUGCUCAAAACGCCCAUUAUCUUUGUUUUACUUUCAAAUACUCCACAUAAGAAUUGUUGUGGAUAUUAAUAUAAGUCAGAUGUGAUGUUAGAUGUAAUUAACGUAUAAUGUAAGCCUCACUUUCACUUUCAAAAGGCUGUAUUUAACAAUUUCUCAUUGUUAUAAAAAGUUUCAAUUCUUGCAAUUUUUAUAUUUUUAUUUGUCUUACAUAGAAUAGAUUAGUAUUAGUUUUUUUUUUAAAUAUAUGGAUUGCUUACCUGAAUUAUUCGAUCUCAAGUUUAAAUAUUUGCAAUAUAUUUCAGUCUUACAGAGUUUCUUUCUUUGAAGUAAAAGCAUGUUUUUUCUGUUGUAGUAUUGUUCCCGUAAAGUAUCUCACAUGAGAAAACCAACGAUACUUUUGAGAUUAUUUUUUCUAUCAAACCCCAGCUUUUGCCGUACUACAUACAUUUAUAUGGUUAAAUAAAAAUACUAGUCAAAGAUUGAAAAAAAUGCGACUCGAGUGAGAUACUUUUUUUAUUUGUACUUAAUAAAUACCAUUUCAUAAUUAUUCAAAAAAAAUGUGAUUCUAAUAUUUUGUAAUUUAAAUUGUUAUAUCAUGUGUUAUACCGAGAAAGAAGUACCGUAUGAUCGAAUAAAACCGGCGUCAGCGAUGGCUAUGAAAUGACAAUCGAUGACAUUUCCCAUAUAAAUUUACAUAUAAAAUGACAGCGAUCUUCAUUUCAUAGCCAUCGCUGAGGCCGUUUUUAUUCGAUCAUACGGUAUAUUAUUUGAAUGUGAGAGUCAAUUUUCUUUUAUAUUUUAGUGGUAAUCUUUAAUCACUCAAGUUCUAAUAAAGCCACAAAUUGUUUCA
This is a messenger RNA of Sitophilus oryzae (rice weevil), 6347 nucleotides long. It is a transcript of the gene dop, whose product is annotated as microtubule-associated serine/threonine-protein kinase 3. NCBI's taxonomy places the organism in Eukaryota, Metazoa, Arthropoda, Insecta, Coleoptera, Curculionidae. Gene Ontology annotation, molecular function: protein serine/threonine kinase activity; magnesium ion binding; ATP binding. Gene Ontology annotation, biological process: intracellular signal transduction; peptidyl-serine phosphorylation. The record is from RefSeq and is a predicted model, not a curated record.